CCCUCCUUUCCCUCCUUGAGCCGGAAAAUGAGGCAAUCCCCCGGCUGGAUGUUUUUCCUCUAGCCUUGGGAGGAGACCGGCCUGGAGCGGAGUCCUUUGCACCGCUUGGAGAUCAGUUUGUUCCACUCUUUGGAUCAAGCUUGGAUCUGGAAGCGCACUCUCUCGACGAGUUUGAGAGAGAGACCUAGAUUGCAUUCCAGGGGGGAAAGAAAGGGGGGUCUCCAAUUUGGGGGGGCGGGCUCUCGGGGAUGAUGUCCCAUGAGACGAGCGAGAGGCCCCCCAACCCCGAGCCGCCCCCCGCCACUGUCUUCGUCUUAGUGGAAGACCCACGCUCCACGGACGCCAUCCAGCUGCUCAGCCUCGAUUCCGUGCUCCCAGAGUCUGGGAUUGUGGCCGACAUUGACUUGGAGAAUAUCCUCUCCCUGAACAGUGACAACUUCUACGAGCUCAAGAGCCAGCCUAUUGGUGUCAGCCCGCCGAGUGCUCCAUCCCAAGGUCCCACCAUGUCGUCACGGGUGCUUCUCCGCCAGCAGCUGAUGCGGGCACAGACCCAGGAGCAAGAGCGCCGGGAGCAGCAGCAAGCUGCGCAGUUCACCCCUACACCCCUGGCACCUUCCACGCCUGCCAUUUCCGUGAGCCCAUUGGCUCGCCCUGCACCUGCCCAGGUCCCUGUGGAGGUACUGAAGGUUCAGACUCACCUGGAGAACCCCACCAAGUACCACAUCCAGCAAGCUCAGCGGCAGCAGGUCAAGCAGUAUCUCUCCACUGCCAUGGGCAACAAGAUGGCAACCCAGGCCUUAGCUGGGGCCAGCCCAGGGGCACCGUCCUGCUCCCCACAGGCUGCCUCUGCCCCUGAAUCCCAGCAUAGUUUGGCUCAGCAGCAGCAGCAGCAGGGAGUGGCAGGUGGGACUGGGAGUGCCCCCAACAGCCCCAUGGCUAUGCUGAACAUUGGCUCCAGCUCUGAGAAAGAGAUUGAUGAUGUCAUUGAUGAAAUUAUCAGCCUCGAGUCCAGCUAUAAUGAUUAUGGUGGUCUACAGAUGCCUAGCACUCUGCCUGUCUCUGGAAACCUCCUGGAUGUGUACAGCAACCAAGGGAUGAUGGAGCCAGUUGUAACUGUCAGCAACUCUUGUCCAGCUGACCUGCCCAAUAUCAAGAGAGAGAUGUCAGAGAAUGAAGCCAAAGCAUUUCUGAAAGAAAGGCAGAAGAAAGACAACCAUAAUCUCAUUGAGCGGAGGCGGCGUUUUAACAUCAAUGACAGAAUCAAAGAACUGGGGACUCUCAUUCCAAAAUCAAAUGAUCCGGAGAUGCGUUGGAACAAAGGGACCAUCCUGAAGGCUUCAGUGGACUACAUUCGGAAGCUGCAGAAAGAGCAGCAGCGCUCAAAGGAGAUGGAGAUCCGGCAGCGGAAGCUGGAGCAGGCUAAUCGUAGCCUGCAGCUGCGUGUGCAGGAACUGGAGCUGCAGGUCCAGAUGCACGGGUUGCCUUUGACUUCGAUGACACAUUCUUUGGCAGGAGACACAGUUCCCCCUUUCGCAGACUCCCUGGAUCUGCCUUUCUCGGCUGAGGAACUGGGGCUGGGUCUUGCAUUGGGAUCAGAUGGGGGAGCCCUGCAGGAUGUUCUCAUGGACGAUGGGACUGCUUUGUCCCCACUCGGCGCCUCUGACCCACUGCUAUCCUCUGUCUCGCCUGGCGCCUCCAAGGGCAGCAGCCGCCGUUCCAGUUUCAGCAUGGAAGACGACUCGUGAUGGCAGCAUGUGGGACUCUGGUGAUUGGAAAGGAAGAGUCGGAUAAGGCUCCACCUCUCACACACUCGACCCUUCCCUGGUCAGACCUUUCUUCUGAUCCCGGUAGACCUCAAAUUGUGGAGGCUCCUCCCCAUGCUCCUUCCAAAUUACCACCUCUUUUCAGCAUUCUGUUACCCUCUUCAAUUGGGGACAGGAAGGAUAGCGUGGAUUCAGUUUCCUCCCAUGGGAAAGUAGGCUUGCUGAGUUGUUGUUGAUACCAAAUCUCCCCAGAAAGCAGCAGAAGUAGGUUAUCCUUUAUCAGAGGAUGGGACCCUAAACCAUGUGUACUCACUUGAAGGUUCAGAGAUGCUAGAAAGUUGUUCUUUAUGCAUUUCCUUAACCCUGCCCUAUUUUAAAACUCUAGUAGGGUAUUUCUUAAUCACUGUGUGAGGAGUGUGUAGCCACCCACUUUGGUUUGCUCACUCCAGCCCUUGCUUUAUAGACCCUUUGCACCUUCACUGAAUAUAAUUUAGGAAGCUGGUUUGAGAGUGGAGGAGGAAAGUGGCCUCUUUUUCAGAGAUUUUGCAUAGCACAGAGCCUUGUCCUCCUCUUCCUCCUUCCUUUUUUUAAAGCAUUAUUUUAUAUAGAUAUUGGACAUUUUUUAUUUGUAAAUCUUACCCUUCUCAAAACUGCUGCUUUAACAUUUGGUGAAACUGGGGUUUUUAUUUUAUUGGUGCAAUUUUGUUCACUUCAGAAUUGGGUGAAAGAAAAACCCGACUUUAUCCCUCAUGUUUUCUUUGUGGGCAGAGGAAUAAGGGAGAGGACAGUAGUGAAAUAGUUCCCUUGCGCUUACUUGUAUGUUCAUUUAAAUCUUAAGAGUAAAAACUGCUCAGUAGGGUUUAAUUGCUACCUACCCUGUUUUUUAAUUUAAAUAUUUCUCCUGUUUUUAAAUAUGUAUGUAUAAAUAAAGUUAUAAUCACUUUUUAAAGAGGAAUUUUUGCAUACUAUGUAGAUCUGAAGAUAAUUAUGUAAACGAAACUGUACUGUUUAUUGAAUCAGCUAGCCUUUGAUUGAAACCAGGCUUCUGUAUGAACUGUUUUUUGAUGGGCAUUAGAAAGUUAUUGUAAUUGUUGCAAAGACAAUCAUUUGGUCUCUACUGUGUGAAUGCAGUCAGACAGAAUUGGUCACCCCCCCCCCAAAAAAAAAGAAAAAGAAAAGAAAAAGAUUUCCUCCACAUAACUCUUUAAAAGCUCAGUUCGCACAACAUUGUCUCUGUUAUUAGAUUUCUAGACUGGGUUAAAGUGAAAGGAGUAUUGGCCACUGCCCUUCAGGAGAUAAUGCUCAAAAUACUGCUUGGGAUGGUCAGAAAGGUACUAUAGGUUGAGUAUCCCAUAUCCAAAAUGCUUGGACUAGAAGUGUUUCAGAUUUUGGAAUGCCAUAUUGGUAUAUACGUACACAAUAAGUUGUCUUGGAGAUGGGACCCAAGUCUAAACAUAAAAUGGAACUAAGUUUCAUAUGGAAUUUAUGGACAUAGUCUGAAGUUACACAGUAUUUUAAUGUUGUGCAUGAAAACAAGCUUGAGUACAUUGAACUGCCAGAAAAGCAAAGGUGUCACUGUCACAGCCACUUAUGUGGACAAUUUCGGAUUUUGGACUAUUUCAAAAUUCUGGAUAAUAGCUGUUCGACUUGUACUUUACUAUAUGUGAACACACUACUAAGUUUAAAAUAUAGAAGGAGGAAUUAUCACACUUAUCUGGAUAUCUUUUGAAUGAGAAUUGAGAAGAGGGGUGAUCAUUGCAAACUCAUGUUCUUUCAGUAUGUCUUGCUAGUAAGAAAAAGAAUUAAGAGCAGAGAAAGUUGAGAAAAAGUGAGAUUAGGUAAGUGGUUGUAGAUAUCCUGAAGGAAUGGGGCUAGGCUUCACUAACAAAGCAUUGCAUGAGAGUGUAGUGUUCAGGGGAUGACAGAGGGGAGAAUUUCAGAAUGAGGGAAGGAACUGGUUUUCCUAUUGUGGGUUCUUCACCCUCCAUGACCCAGACACCACUUUCUGUCCUUUCUACUUUGUAUGUUUAAACAUUCCCACUACUGAUAAUAGAAGCUUCUAAAGAAAUAAACCAGCAAUUACCAUUUUCUAUA
Messenger RNA from Anolis carolinensis (green anole), 3857 nucleotides. RefSeq names its product transcription factor binding to IGHM enhancer 3 (gene tfe3). Gene Ontology annotation, molecular function: RNA polymerase II cis-regulatory region sequence-specific DNA binding; DNA-binding transcription factor activity, RNA polymerase II-specific; protein dimerization activity. The transcript is spliced from 10 exons. The coding region runs from base 249 to 1745 and encodes 498 amino acids. Gene Ontology annotation, cellular component: nucleus. NCBI's taxonomy places the organism in Eukaryota, Metazoa, Chordata, Lepidosauria, Squamata, Anolidae. The record is from RefSeq and is a predicted model, not a curated record. Gene Ontology annotation, biological process: regulation of transcription by RNA polymerase II; positive regulation of DNA-templated transcription; humoral immune response.